AUGUCUGCUAGAUCGGCAAAGGGUCGUGCAGACUUGGUUGAGGUGAAGGAGAGGAACGCCGAGCUGGAGUCCCAGGUCGCCGAGCUCAAGGGCAUUCUUGCUCUUAAGGAGAGUGGCCUUGAGCGGAGUGAAGCCGAUCUUGCCUUGGCUCGUUUGGAUGCCGACUCUCGUGGUGCUGAGAAUGAGAGGCUGAAGUCGAAGAUUGCCGAGCUUGAAAGGCGAUCGGCGGAUGAAGCCAAGAGGACGGAGUCGCUCUGGAAUAAAGUUCGUCAGGCGAAGAGGGAGACGGUCGAUAUCUUCUGGCCUCGUUUGAAGAAGGUUAAAACCUUCCUUGCCGAUCAGGACCGGAUGAAUCCUCGCGUUCUGACUCUGAAUCAGGCGGUUGCCGUUCGUGACUCUUACGAGGCACUUAAGAGCCGGUGUCGCCGUUCCGCUGACUGGGUCAAGAAGUACCGGGUUGACGUGGAGCAACUUGAAGCGGAGAUCGACCAAGAGGAGGUGGUGACGGCGGACGAGCUUGAGCUGGAGUUCGGCCCUUUGGCGGAUGAGGUUGCUAAGCUGGAUGCUGGCACUUCUUGUCAAUUCGUGCCAUCCGAGUAUUGA
Messenger RNA from Microthlaspi erraticum, 603 nucleotides. The record is from the annotation of a GenBank genome assembly. Lineage: Eukaryota; Viridiplantae; Streptophyta; Magnoliopsida; Brassicales; Brassicaceae.